AUGUUUUUGAAACGAAGACAACAACCAGCUUCCGUUCAACCACAAGAAUCAUACCUUUCCGACGAAGACGAGAAGGAAGAUGAUGUUAUUAUUGAACAAACCGAAAAUACUAGUGGAGAGGAAGAAGAGGAUUUUGAAUCGGAAAUGUACGGAGAAGAUGAUCCAUUGACGGAUGAGAAUGAUCAAGAGAGCAGCAACUCGGAAGACCAUAAUAAUCAUGCCAAUUUGUCUUCGGAAGAUGAAGAGGAUGAAAAAACAUUAUCUUUUGCCGAAAGAUUGGCUCUAAGUAAAUUGAAAGCUAAUAAUAACAGCAAACAACAGAAUAAUAUUCAUAGUACAAGAAAAUCAUCAAAUUUUUUGAACUCUUCGGAAGAUGAACAACAAUUUAAGAGAAGAAAACGAAAAGAAAAAAUCACAAAAGAUCCUCCAAUCAUUGAGAAAAAGAAUAAGAAUGCUCCAAAAGAAGUGAGUGCAAAAAUCAAACCAAGUACUAUACCAGACAUUGCUUCUCGAUUGGGAUUUGUGAAAAAGAAGAGUCAUGAUCCUAGAUUUGACCCUAAAGCAUCUAGUAAUAUUGACCAUGAAGGAUUUAAACAAUUUUCAAGAAACUAUGCACAUGUUUUUGAGAAAUUAAAAGACGACAUUGAAGAAUUAAAGGAGCAGCUGAGAGACAAGACUCUGUCACAACAAGAAAAACUCGAAAUUCAAAGAGAAAUUUCCAAAUUACAAACUCGUAACAAAAAGAUUGAAUCACAAAAAGCAGCUUCAGAAGUGAGAGACCAAUUCUAUCAACGAGAAAAGAAAUUAAUAGCAGAGAAGGGAAAGAAAGCCUUCUUCUUAAAAGACUCGGAUGUGAAAAAGAUUCUCAAGCAACGAAAAAUGGAUACUCUCAAAAAGUCAGGCAAGAUGAACAAGUAUCUCAAAAAGACCAAAAGAAAGGACAAGAGCAAAGUUUCCUCUCUCAUGCCAACGACACGUGCUUCACAUGAAUAA
Molecule: messenger RNA, 993 nt
Organism: Naegleria lovaniensis
Lineage: Eukaryota; Heterolobosea; Eutetramitea; Acrasida; Naegleriidae
Exons: 1
Coding region: 1-993 (330 amino acids)
Biological process (GO): maturation of SSU-rRNA from tricistronic rRNA transcript (SSU-rRNA, 5.8S rRNA, LSU-rRNA)
Cellular component (GO): 90S preribosome; nucleolus
Source: RefSeq, a predicted model, not a curated record